UCCCGUCCUUUCUGUCCGUCUCAGAGUCCUGGUGAUCUACGUGAUCCCAUCCAGUCUGCUGAUGGAGCCUCGGGCCACCAUCGCCCGACACACGGCGUUACCAUGGAAACACUGCAUCCACCUGACUGUGCUGCUGGUCCAGCUGAGUUUACCUGAAGUCGCAGCUUCCUGUCGUAUCCUGAGGUGUAACUCGGACUUUGUGGCUGCGACAUUGGACCUGGGCAGCAGCAGCAGCAGCAGCGGAGGAGGAGGAGGAGGAGGAGGAGGAGCAUCUCUCACCCGGGAGGCGGUGAACGCCGGUUACUGCAGCGCUCUGCGCUCCUACGCCAUGUGCACUAAGCGGAUGGCGCGGGCAUGUCGUGGCGACCUGGCGUAUCACUCUGCGGUUCAGGGCAUCGAGGACCUGCUCAUCCAGCACCGCUGCCCGCGGGCGGGACCUACCGCCCAGCCCCGGCCCCUCCCUCAGGGCACGCUGCUGGGAGACGCCUGCCUGUACGAGAGGAGCUUCUCCAUCAGAGAGGGCCGCACACCGGAGUACCUGCACUGCGGCGUGUUCGGAGACCCGCACAUUCGGACCUUCAACAACGACUUCCAGACGUGCGCCGUGCAGGGGGCGUGGCCUCUUGUAGACAACGAGUACCUGUACAUACAGGCCACCAGCUCGCCAACGAGAGGGGGGACACACGCCACAGCACUCACGAAGAUCACCAUCAUCUUUAAGAACUGGCGUCAGUGCGUCGACCAGCAGCUGUAUCAGGCGGAGCUCGAUAACGUCCCUGCUGCGUUCGCUGACGGCUCGGUGUCGAGCGGCGAGCGGCGUGGUCAUCACAGCCUGACGGUCCGGACUCAGAGUCCCGGCAGGCAUGCAGAGAUCCGGGCGGCUCACAUCGGCACGCUGCUGGUGGUGCGUCAGAGCGGACGCUCGCUCGGCCUGUCGGUCCGCUCACCGAGCAGCAUCGUUGAGGCCUUCGGCCCUGAGCAGGACCUGCAGCUGUGUUUGUGGGGCUGCCCCGCCUCCCAGAGACUCAACACGCUCCGCCCACCGCCGCCGGACUCCUCGCCUUCCUCGGCCACCAGCGCCCAGGCUCACUGCGCCGCGUUGCUUCCUGCCAGAGACGUCUACUACCAGGCCUGCGUGUUUGACCUGAUCACCAGCGGAGACCUGAACUCCAGCGCGGCUGCCGUCAGCGCGCUGCAGGAUGCCACAAACAUGAUCUCUGAUGCACAGAGAGUUCACCUGCAACCCGUCGCCUCGGCCGAGCAGCACCGAGCGCGACUGGAGCUGACGCUGCUGCUGCUCGGCAUGCUGGGAACUCUAACCGGAGCCUGAAGCUGCUUGUUUAACGUGUGAUGGACUAGCCGAUGACAUCACUCCACACACCUGUGGUUGACUGCAGCAGAUCCAACAUGGCGUCCUGAUGUGAGAGACUGCUGUCAUCUGUUAUUAGUUAAUUAAACCAAUCAGUAAUCCAUCUCCCUUUAAACGGAACUUUCUUCUUCUACAGCGGUUAAAGCCGGCGCUGAAACAGGAUUUUGAAUAUAAUCGGAGGAUAUUGGUUCUAAUUAGUUUGAUUGGUGAUCUCUAUAAACGAUCAGCUGACUUUAUUACACAGGAAGUCAUUGAGUCUCUGACGCAGCGGCGGUAUGUUGGGGGUGAUACAGCGGGUCGGGGGGAGCUGGGCUCUUCCUGAUAAACAGGAUUUGUACAUUUUGGUCUCUAGAAGAGUUUGGGUUUUUUUGGGGGGGAUUGUUGCCUGAAACGUCUGCAUGUUGUGAUGUUUUUGUCUUUUUUUGCAAUAAAAUUCUGGCUGAAAGUAAAGAUUGCAAAAAUAGUUCGUAAUUUCGUCUUUUUUGUUCAAUAAAAACAGCUUGCGACUA
This is a messenger RNA of Morone saxatilis (striped sea-bass), 1878 nucleotides long. RefSeq names its product hemojuvelin BMP co-receptor (gene hjv). The coding region runs from base 62 to 1330 and encodes 422 amino acids. The transcript is spliced from 3 exons. Gene Ontology annotation, cellular component: plasma membrane. Lineage: Eukaryota; Metazoa; Chordata; Actinopteri; Moronidae. Gene Ontology annotation, biological process: BMP signaling pathway. The record is from RefSeq and is a predicted model, not a curated record. Gene Ontology annotation, molecular function: coreceptor activity.